UACGUCCUGGGAGUGAUGCACUGGCUUCCCCUGGUUGCCAUGGUGAUUGCCUCGGCCCUGCCAUUCCCGCACGACCCCGCGUCCAGGAUUGCCGCCGCGACGACGACGACGGCGACGCCGGAGCCCGGCUUGGACCCCGCCGCGGAGACCCGCCAUGACCCGGCCGCUCGCCCCUCGCAGACGGACUACGGCGCGCCGGCCUCCCCCGGUCGCCACGGCGACAGACGGAGCCCCCGAAGCCGCGGGGGUCACGCGAAACCCUCCGCGGACGGGGAGGCGUCCGCGCUCAGAGGGGCGGACCGAUCGGACGCUCCGACGGAAGGGGGGACACUCGGGGCCGAGCGUGUCUCCCGGGACGAUUCUCCCCCGGAGUCCUCCAGCGGCGUGGACCAGAGGACCCAGAAGGUCGCCGCCGGUCCCGCGGGUCCACGAGGGCCGGGCCCCACGGUUCCCUCGACGAGGCCGAGGGACUCCCCCUCCAGCUUGAACCUGGAGGCCGGGCUGGACGAGAUGUUUCUGGACGCGCAUCCGCGGGUCCUGUUCUCCCCCUCGCCGUCGCCCCCGGAGCACCCGCCUCUCCUGCUCAUGCUGGAGAGCGGCCUGCUGGAGGAGGACGGGGACGGCGGCGAGCAGGACGACAUGCACGUCGAGGGCCACGGGGACCGGGCCAUCGACAGGACUCCGAGCUGGGCGGACUCCGCGGGCGGCGGCGGCGCCGAGGCGGCCCGUCCCGCCAGGAGGGACAAGCGCUCGCACCCGAUGGAGCGGCGGCGCGGGGAGAAGUCGGUGUGCGAGGCGGAGAGCGCCUGGGUCACCGACAAGAAGACGGCCAUCGACUCGCACAGCCAGAACGUCACCGUCCUGCAGGACAUCCAGACCCAGACGGGCCCGCUCAAGCAGUACUUCUACGAGACGCGCUGCCGCGAGGCCGAGCAGUUCGGCAACGGCGGCCGUCCGAGGGUGGCGGGCGGCGGCGGCGGCGCGGCGGCGGCGAGGCCCGCUGGGACGGGCGUGGCCGGCGCCGGCUGCCUGGGCGUGGACAGGAAACAGUGGGUGAGCGAGUGCAAGGCCAAGCAGUCGUACGUCCGGGCGCUCACCAGAGACGCCAACAACCGGACCGGGUGGAGGUGGAUCCGCAUCGACUCGUCCUGCGUCUGCGUGCUGCUGUCCAGAGCCAAUCAGGCGGCAGGGAGGGAGGUCUUAACGAGGCAGGGGAGAGGCUGA
Molecule: messenger RNA, 1224 nt
Organism: Pungitius pungitius (ninespine stickleback)
Lineage: Eukaryota; Metazoa; Chordata; Actinopteri; Perciformes; Gasterosteidae
Product: beta-nerve growth factor
Exons: 1
Coding region: 16-1224 (402 amino acids)
Biological process (GO): peripheral nervous system development; regulation of neuron differentiation; negative regulation of neuron apoptotic process
Cellular component (GO): axon; dendrite; synaptic vesicle
Molecular function (GO): growth factor activity; nerve growth factor receptor binding
Source: RefSeq, a predicted model, not a curated record